AUGUCAGUCGGCUUCGAUAAACGGCGGAUACGAAUCGGAAUGAGUUCAAAGGAAAUCAAACCUUCUUCCGUUCCAUUUUUAUUCUUUUUUAUUGGAAUAUAUAUUUCUCCUCUUUUUUUUCUUUUCCCUCUCGUACUCUCUUUUUUUUCCUCAUCCCCGCUUUUUAUUCUCCUCCUUUUCCCCCCUUUUCUUCAUUUGUCUUCUUUUUCCUCAUCCUUUAUUUUCUUUGCCGCUCUGUUUAAUCUGCCUGCCCCUCUCUCUCUCUGUCUCUCUCUGUCUCUGUCUCUCUCUGUCUCUCUCUCUGUCUCUGUCUCUGUCUCUGUCUCUGUCUCUCUCUCUCUCUCUCUCUCUCUCUCUCUCUCUCUCUCUCUCUCUCUGAAUUGUCACUUUUUUCUUUAUUUCCUCCUACUUCCCUCUCUUUCUCUCUCUCUCUCUUUCAUUCUGUUUCUCUCUCUCUCUCUCUUUCAUUCUCUUUCUCUCUCUCUCGUUUGCUCUCACGUUGAUUUGCACAUUAAUUCAUUUCAGCUUCAUUUCUCUUUUCUCUCGCCUUUAUGUUUUCAUUCUUUUUUUUCUAUCAACCUUAUUCUGUCAACCAAACCUUUUCUAUUAACUUUUCAUUCAUCUCUCUCGCUCUCUUCUUCUUCUUCUUCUUCUUCUUCUUCUUCUUCUUCUUCUUCUUCUUCUUCUUCUUCUUCCAUUUCCUUUCUCACCCUCUUUCUUUUUAUCGUCAUAUUUUUUACAUUUCCUUUUAAUGAAAAAUUACUUUUUCAAAUAUAUUUUUCUUCUCUCCUAUUCCAUGCCUACAUUCUCGCUUGUUAG
Acanthosepion pharaonis is the source of this 819-nucleotide messenger RNA. Lineage: Eukaryota; Metazoa; Mollusca; Cephalopoda; Sepiida; Sepiidae. The record is from the annotation of a GenBank genome assembly.